Kwoniella botswanensis is the source of this 540-nucleotide messenger RNA. RefSeq lists its product as uncharacterized. Gene Ontology annotation, biological process: protein targeting to ER. The record is from RefSeq and is a predicted model, not a curated record. The transcript has 4 exons. Gene Ontology annotation, cellular component: signal peptidase complex; membrane. The coding region runs from base 1 to 540 and encodes 179 amino acids. NCBI's taxonomy places the organism in Eukaryota, Fungi, Basidiomycota, Tremellomycetes, Tremellales, Cryptococcaceae.
AUGUACUCGACAUUACAGCGACUCAACCACAUAUCAUCCCUAGCUACCACCUAUGUCAUGAUCCUUCUAGGGUUGAUAUCAAUAGCUUCAUUCCUUUCACUCCCUUCGGUUGAUGUAGGUAAAGUGGAGAUCAAAGAUCUGAUCGUCCAAAAAGGUAGGUUGAGAAGAUGGGGAGCAAGACAAGAAGAAUUAGCAUCAUUGAAAUUCGAUAUCCGAACCGAUCUGAAUCCCUUACUCAACUCGUAUAAUACCAAACAACUUUUUAUCUACCUCACUGCAUCGUAUGAAGAGCAAAGUACGGGACAUACACACGAUGUCGUACUUUGGGAUAGGAUCAUACAGAGAGCUGAGAUUAGAGAUAUAAGAGCGGAGGCAAAGAACAAAUAUCAAUGGAGAAAUCCUUCGGGUACUUUCAAGGAUGUCGAAUAUGCCAAUAUGACUUUACAUUAUUCCCUCAUGCCUUAUGUUGGUAUACUCUCUUCAGGCGUGGCUGCUACUGCUCAAGGACCGGUGACGAUACCAGAGUUAAUAAAGAGAUAG